UAAAAUAAUUUUGCAGUCAGACUUUAAUAUGCAUUUCAGGAAUUUAUCAAAACUUGGUGUUUUCUGCGCAUUGUAUGAAUUCCACUUUUACAUAUAAACUCAUUAGUGACUGAUAUUUGCCUACGUUUGGCAAACUAAGGAUAACUAUUGUAUGCUAUAGAAAGCAACACAAUCUCAAGUUUAUAAAGUUAUUUCAUCUGUGUUUGUGAUGUUUGCUUUGCCCGACUUGGUUUAAUCUCGUGUACUCACAAGACUCUGGUCCUAUUUGCAAAGUUAGCUUCACCAGAUAUAUUGCCCUUUCCUUUUCUAUUUGGGGGUCUGAAGACUUGACCCCAGUCAGUUGAUCUCAUAAUUUUAUUUUAAAUGGGAGUUGAGUUUUGUUACUCCGAAUAUUCUGUCUGCUAUCCCCUAUCAGUUAGUUCAAGUCCACGACGGCAGAUCUGCAUCAUUAUUUUAUUAUUUUUUUCAUGCAAUCCGUUGUUCUGAUUUGCAUGUUUAACAUGACAGAUGGUUGGAACAUCAACAAGAAUGCCGCCAAUCCAACGCUUAGUUGAGAUCAAAACUAUUGCUGAGCAAUUGCAUUUUAAGAUGUCAACGUUGUUGCUGCAUGGUGGAAAAGUUGUAGAAGCAAUUGUGUGGUUCCGCCAGCACACUGCUAAUUAUAGAAAACUUGAGGGAGCUCCUGAUGUUAUUUUUCAUCACUGGGAAUGGUUAAGCAGGCAACACUUAGUAUUUGCUCAACUGUUGGAGACAAGCUCAAGCGAUGUUCUGCAGGUUCCAAGUAUGGUCUCAGUUCCUGCAGAGAAACCAACUGAAUGGGAAUUUCAUCCAGCUUACUACUAUCAGCUAGCAGCUAGCUAUCUGAAGGAAAAGAAUUUAUCUUUGGAGUUUGCAAUAUCUAUGUCAGAAUAUGUUGGUCCAAUUGAUGUGAGUGCAGAGUCUGUGGUUGCUUCUGUCUAUUUUGGUCAGUUUGCCAGGUUACUUGAGCUAGAGGAUACUUACAUAAUGCAAUCCCUGACAGAUGAUGAAUAUGUUCGUUAUACACUUGCUGAAGGGAAGAGGCUCCAGGACUCCUCUGAAAUUAUUGCUCUGCUAAAGAGAUCUUUUGAAGCCUACAAUAACUUGAAAGCUGAGAGGAGAGCCGCGUAUUGUGGAUUUCAGAUGGCUAGAGAAUAUUUUUUGUCAAAUGAAUUUAGUAAUGCUAAGCAAAUAUUUGACAGUGUUGCUAGUCUUUAUCGACGAGAAGGCUGGUUAUUGCCAUUGUGGGAGAUCUUGGGUUAUUUAAGAGAGUGCUCGAUUGGUAUUAGUUCAGUGAAAGACUUCAUAGAAUAUUCACUUGAAAUGGCUGCACUGCCAGAAAUAAGUGAUGCUGUUGAGCUAUCAUCUAAAGAAUGUGGUCCAGCUGGGCCUGCAACUUUUUCACAGAGAGCAAAGAUACACAAGGAAGCGUUUGAGGUUGCGAGGGGGGAAUCAGAACUUCAUCUGAAAGAACAAAACAGUCACCUCAAAGUAAAUAGUGACUAUCCUCUUUAUGUUGAGAUUGAUCUUGUGAGUCCCCUAAGGGUGGUGCUUCUUGCUUUGGUUGCUUUUCACCAACCAAUAAUUAAGCCAGGUGCUCCGUCUCUCAUCACUAUAUCACUUCAAUCCCAAUUGCCAAUAAAUGUCGAGAUCGAUCAGUUGGAGGUGCAGUUUAAUCAAUCAGAAUGUAAUUUUAUCAUUGGGAAUGGUCAGAAGUCAAACACAGCUGCCAUUUCCCAUAUACAACCAGGUCGCAGAGUCGAGACAGCUCCCGCGCUGGUGCUUGCUUCUAACAAAUGGCUGAGGUUGACAUAUGAGAUAAAAUCUGAGCAAAGUGGAAAGCUUGAGUGCAUAUAUGUAAUUGCAAGAAUAGGACCAUACUUCACAAUAUGCUGCAGAGCCGAAAGUCCUGCUUCGAUGAACGAUUUACCACUUUGGAAAUUUGAGAACCUACUCGAAACUAGUCCUAUCGAGGAUCCUGGUCUGGCAUUGUCUGGACAGAAGGCUAUACAGGUUGAAGAACCGGACCCGCAAGUGGAUCUAAUCUUAGGUUCAUCUGGCCCUGCAUUGGUUGGAGAGAACUUUAUUUUGCCUGUGACAGUUGCUUCUAAAGGACAUCCAGUGCAUUCAGGUGAGCUAAAAAUUAAUCUGGUAGAUACAAGAGGCGGUGGUCUGCUUAGUCCAAGAGAAGAGGAACCAUUAUCUGCCGACAAUCUCCAUGUUGAGCUUGUUGACAUUUCUUGCCAUGCAACUAAAGAUCUAUCUGAAGCUCUUUCCGACAAUGUUCAGAAAAUCCAGCCGUCUUUCGGAUUGAUUUCUGUCCCAUUCUUAGAUGUGGGUGACUCAUGGUCCUGCAAGCUCAAGAUAAGGUGGAAUCGUCCGAAACCUAUUAUGCUUUAUGCCUCGUUAGGUUACUAUCCUCAGAGCGGUGAACCUAGUUUACAGAAAGUGCAUGUACAUAAAAGCUUGCAGAUUGAAGGCAAAACUGCUCUUACAAUCAACCAUCGGCACAUGCUUCCCUUUAGGCAGGAUCCCCUUUUGCUGUCAAAGAUCAAGUCAGUUUCUGAACCUGAUCUGAUACCACAAUCGCUAGCUUUAAAGGAAUUAAAUAUGCUUAUAAUUAGUGUCAAGAACAGUUCGGAGGUGCCACUUCGGCUGCUGUCUAUAUCAAUUGAAACGGAAGAGAAUAACGGUGCAUGCAUUGUACAGCCUCAGCAAGAGGAGUUCAGAAAACCCAUUGUUCAUGUGCCGGGAGAAGAAUUUAAGAAGGUUUUCGUCGUUGUUCCCAAUGUAAAUUGUACUAAACUGAAGAUAGGUACUGUUAGUCUGAGGUGGCAAAGGGAUGGGGAUCAAUUUGAUUCAUGUGAUAAUGUGUCCCAAGUCACAACGAAACACAGAAUUCCGGAUGUGAAUGUUGAACUGCCUCCAUUAGUUGUGAGAUUGGAAUGCGCGCCUCAUGCCAUUCUUGGAAAUCCGUUUGUAUAUUCUGUUAAGAUCCAUAACCAGACGGAGUUUCUUCAGGAUGUGAAAUGCUCGUUAUCUGAUUCGCAGAGUUUUGUGUCGUCUGGGCCCCACAGUGAUACGAUAUUUGUUCUGCCAAAUUCAGUUCAUGUUCUGAGUUACAUGCUUGUGCCGUUGGCAUUAGGGUCACUGCAGCUUCCUAGAGUAACUGUGACUUCAGUUAGAUACUCUGCUGGUUUACAACCCUCUACUGCAUCAUCAGUUGUCUUUGUCUAUCCCUCGAAGCCCCAUUUCAAGGCAGACGAUACUUGAUCGUCGUUCCUGUAAAGGGAAUUUGAAAUCCUCUAUACUAUUUUCGCAAACAAUUCUCGGGAAACAGCAUCAGCAUGGAAGAGACAUUCUGUAUAAUGUUAAUUGUGUAAGACAAUGUUUUAUCUAUUCACUUAUAUACUUGUAUGUGGUUGUGUUCCCAUAGAUAGAGCGAAGGGUAUGUGUUUUGUGAAAGAUGAAAUCCCUUUUUGUCUGUUCUGAUUUAUUAUAAACGGUACAAGAUAUGGUGGAACUGAAAACAUUUAAAUUUGAUGUAAUAACAAUGGAUUUUAUGUUUGUCCUA
This is a messenger RNA of Erythranthe guttata (spotted monkey flower), 3592 nucleotides long. The record is from RefSeq and is a predicted model, not a curated record. NCBI's taxonomy places the organism in Eukaryota, Viridiplantae, Streptophyta, Magnoliopsida, Lamiales, Phrymaceae.